Molecule: messenger RNA, 4184 nt
Organism: Eleginops maclovinus (Patagonian blennie)
Lineage: Eukaryota; Metazoa; Chordata; Actinopteri; Perciformes; Eleginopidae
Product: oxysterol-binding protein-related protein 10-like
Exons: 12
Coding region: 1-2253 (750 amino acids)
Cellular component (GO): membrane; intracellular membrane-bounded organelle; cytosol
Molecular function (GO): cholesterol binding
Source: RefSeq, a predicted model, not a curated record
AUGAAGCAGAGUCCCGCUCGGAGCCCCUGCAGGAGGCAGGAGCAGCGGGGAGGACAGCCGCACAGCCCCGCUGCCGUGGAGCACGGAGCAGGCUCCGGGACCAGGGACAGCGGAGCAGGGUCGGGCCCCUCGCCCCUUAAAACAGCCCGCACCAAGAGGCACCUGGAGGGGAUCCUGAGGAAAUAUACAAACCCGCUCCAGGGCUGGCAGAGCAGAUAUUUUAUAUUGGAUCCAGAGGUUGGUCAGCUCCAAUAUCAUCUGAAUGAACUGAGUAAGAGCCAGCGACCUCCCAGAGGGUCUAUGCCUCUCCUCGGAGCCGUGGUGGUCUCAGCUGAUGAGUUUCCAUACAUGUUUACUAUUCAUUCCACUACUGGGGAUUCCUACAAACUCAGAGCACUGGACGCCAAGGAGCAAGAGUUAUGGAUGACUCAGCUACAGCUGUGUUCCCGACGCCACUCUGACAGCAGCGCCAAGGUGAUGAUUCAGGCGGAAGGGCAGCAGAAGAACCUGGUCAACUCUGUAGAAUCCCUACCCCCACGAGGUGGACCCCUCUCUUCUCUGGAUGAGGACCUUCUCCUUUUUAAGGCCACUUCUGCAGCCACUUUGAGCUGCCUCGGGGAGUGCCUCAGUAUGCUGCAGCACAAUGUCGUCCAGGUCCUCAACCAGAACCAAAAUCAGAACCAGAACCACAUGCAGAGUCCCAGCCUCAGCACCAGUUCGGCGGGUUUGAAUCAGACAGCCGCCUCGGACAGAGUCAGGUCGUGGAGUCAGCGCUGCAGCUCCAGUGUGAGCCAGGUGGAGCCCGGGGGCCUCAGGUCUGAGAGCCCGACUCGCAACUUUAAUGAGAGCCAUAACCACAUCCAGGGUCAAGCCCGGGAACAUGCAGAUAGCUCCACUGGACGGUCCAGAUCGCUUUCGGAGAAGCAGGGGAAAACUGGUGCACAGAUUCCUAUCUCCUCCUCUACCCGGCCUUCUUCUCCUCAAACACAGAAGGACCCUCCUGAGCAGGGCCAGACCAGCAGCCCAGAGACCCCAGACCUCAGUGACGAGACCACAGACACAGAGGACCAUGAGGAAGAGGACCUGGGAGUUCUGGAUGACCAACGCAACAUCAUGCUUCACCUCCUGUCCCAGCUCAAACUGGGCAUGGACCUCACACGGGUGGUGCUCCCUACCUUCAUCCUGGAGAAGCGUUCUCUGCUAGAAAUGUACGCCAACUUCAUGGCUCACCCUGACAUGUUCCUGUCCAUCACCUGCGGCAGCACGCCAGAGGAGCGCAUGGUCCGCUUUGUGGAGUACUACCUGACCGCCUUCCACGAGGGUCGCAAGGGUGCUGUGGCCAAGAAGCCCUACAACCCCAUCCUGGGCGAGAACUUCCACUGCUCCUGGUAUGUGCCUCGGGUCCGCGUGCGACCCCUCAGGACCACCAACUGUCCCGGUCCCAACUCAGCACCCACAGACUCGUCGGGCAUUCCUGGGUCCCCAAAGAGGGGGGUGGGUGGUAGCAGCAGGAAACACUCAGACUGCUAUCAUGUUAGUUUUGUGGCAGAGCAGGUUUCCCAUCAUCCACCUGUGUCAGGAUUCUACUGUGAGUGCAAGGAGAAGAGGAUGUGUGUCAACACGCAUGUCUGGACCAAGAGCAAGUUUAUGGGCAUGUCUGUCGGAGUGUCUAUGGUCGGGGAAGGUGUGCUGUAUUUGUUGGAGCAUGAUGAGGAGUACGUGUUCACUCUGCCCUGUGCCUACGCCCGCUCCAUCCUGACAGUGCCAUGGGUGGAACUUGGGGGAAAGGUCACCAUCAAUUGUGCCAAAAGUGGAUACUCUGCCAGCGUCACUUUCCACACAAAACCCUUCUACGGAGGAAAAGUACACAGAGUGACAGCAGAAGUGAAGCACAACCAAACAGGAAACAUUGUGUGUAAGGCCCAGGGGGAGUGGAACGGGGUGCUGGAGUUCACUUACAGCAACGGGGAGAACAAGGUCAUAGAUACCUCCAAGCAGCCAAUCAUCAAGAAGAAGAUCCAGCCUAUAGAGAAGCAGGGCCAGUACGAGUCCCGGUGUCUUUGGCAGCAUGUCACAUCGUCACUGAAGGGAGGAAAUUUAGACGCAGCCACAGAACACAAACGCUGCCUGGAAGACAGGCAGCGCCGCGAGGCCAAACAGAGAGCUGCAUCCCACAUCCCCUGGAAACCCAAAUAUUUCAUUAAAGAGGGUGAAGGCUGGGUGUAUCACAACCCUCUGUGGAAGGCGCAGUGACGCGGAGCAGCUCAACAUUCCAAGGCGACAUAUGGGGCGACGAAGGCCGAGCGCUCGUCGACACAGACGUGAGGAGAAACAGCAGGAGGGCAAGACACACAGACGGACAGAGAAAAAGAAAACAGAAGUGCUACCAAAGACAACCCAAGGAAACCGGCCACAUCUCCAGUUCUGUGCGUUCAGGAGUGUGCUGGUUCAGCAGUGAGUUCUGCCUCUCUUGAGAUUACAGUGUUCAGUCGAAAUGGGAUUUUUUUUCAGAUCUGAACAAACCCCUGUAAACAUUUACUGCUCAUCUCACUUUUUAGUUGUUUGCGCAAUGUACUAAACAACCAUGUUGGUCAUAAAUAUUUUUGCACAAUUCACUGUACAAUACAAUGUGUGUGUGUGUGUGUGUGUGUGUGUGUGUGUGUGUGUGUGUGUGUGUGUGUGUGUGUGUGUGUGUGUGUGUGUGUGUGUGUGUGUGUGUGUGUGUGUGUGUGUGUGUGUGUGUGUGUGUGUGUUUUCAUGUACAGGGGUAUGCUUGAAAGAAUGGAUGGGCAAAACAAUUUAGCUACAACCCUAUUUUAUAGAAUCCAGAGCGGGCGGGGCUAGUUUAGUUUGAAGCUGCAGACUAAUGGAACUUAUUUAAACUCAAUACUACUUUGUUAGAUUAUAACUAGUGUUUUAUCUGAAGUUAUAUUCCUUAGGGGAAGGGAUCCUUAAACUAUUCUACAUACAUUUCUCAUAUAACUUUCACUGUCCUUACAUCUAAUAAACCCCUCCAGCCAACCACUAUUUUAUUCUAGACAGUGGCUGUGAGAGUAGUGAAUCUGUGCCUGCUGAAUCCCGAUCUCAAUGGAACAUUCACCACGCUGCAGUUUGAUCCUAGGAAAACAUGUUUGCAUUAAAUGGGUCAGUUAUCCCUUAUAACUCUAAAAAAAACAUACUAUAUAUAUUUUUUUUUUUCCAACAGUAUUGCUGCUUAGAGAACAGAAACUCUACAUUUGACAUGACACUCCCAUUUAUUUCAUAUUGGAUUUGGUAGAGCUGAUUAAAACAUGGUUAGAAUCACAAUAUAAAACAAGCGAGCUGAGCCUUUUAGUGCUUAUUUGAACAAUUAGCUGUUGCUUUAGCUAUACUGUAACUCUUUAGUGCUUAUAGUGCAUUUAAAUGAUAGGUGAUAAGCAGCCAUUUAAGUUUUGUUUCUACAGUUAGAUUCUCCGUUGAUAAGUUAUUCAACGAAAUGUUUUUGGCUCAUGUUCAGUUGUAUGUUGACGAAAGCUCCAUCUUUGCUUUUCAAGUGUGAUGAACUUGAGUUGACCCCCUGUGAUUUUCUUGCUCCUUCUUCAAUGAGCUGCUCUACCUCUGACAAGGUGGGUCAAACCAAAACUCCAUCACCUCAAAGAAUAGAUCAGCUUUCUUUAACCUCUUACCUUUCCAUACACAGUUCCUCAAACUCCUGCAUCUUACCAAUAGGGCACAAGCAAUGACUGAUAUGCGUGGGAAUACCUGAUGAGUGUGUGUUGUUUGUAAUUGAUUAGCACCACAGUGCACUUUGUACAUAUGUCUUUUGUGAGGCCAUGAGGCUCACUGCACCAGUGUGGGGUGACAUAUUCUAGCUGUCCACUGGAUUAUUACAGUACGUUUUUAACAGAGUACCAGAUCAAAAAGGAAUAUUUAAAGUGUGUGAAGUAGCUGACCUUAAGCAUAAUAAUGAGUAUUUUAAACUACGCAUCCCAUCCUGAAACUAUCUCUCUUUUCGUGGUAGAGGCAGUCUUAGUCCUUAAUUGAUUUUAAUUAGUUUUACUUCAUAUUCAUUGGCAAUGUAUCCAGUGAGAAGUGCUGCUGUGUCAUCACAAAGCUUCAACAGAACACCUUGUCCUCCAGCCCACCGUAUUCAACAAUCCUAUGCAACACUUAACUGCAGACAGUAGUCUCCUAUUUGUUUAAAA